Messenger RNA from Candidozyma auris, 672 nucleotides. RefSeq lists its product as uncharacterized. NCBI's taxonomy places the organism in Eukaryota, Fungi, Ascomycota, Pichiomycetes, Serinales, Metschnikowiaceae. Gene Ontology annotation, molecular function: hydrolase activity, hydrolyzing N-glycosyl compounds. The record is from RefSeq and is a predicted model, not a curated record. Bases 1 to 672 code for a protein of 223 amino acids. Gene Ontology annotation, biological process: cytokinin biosynthetic process. Gene Ontology annotation, cellular component: cytosol. The transcript has a single exon.
AUGACCACAUCAACACCAGAAAAAACCGUCUGCGUCUUCUGCGGCUCCCUGUUUGGGAAAGAGGCUUCCUUCGCCGAAAGCGCCUCCAAGCUAGGCGAGCUUUUGGCUAAGAGAAACUGGGGUCUUGUCUAUGGGGGAGGCUCCACAGGCUUGAUGGGAGCGGUGGCCAGAGGCUGUGCCACUAACGGAGGUUACGUCCAUGGCAUCAUUCCUGAGGCAUUGAUCUCGAGAGAAAGAACCUCUGACAACGAGUUCAACGACAAGUUGAAGGGAGGCAUCAAUAACCACGAUGGUUCGACUCCUCUUCCAGACUCGAGUCUCUACGGGAAAACUACGUUGGUCAAGGACAUGCACACGAGAAAGCGAUUGAUGGGCGAGGAGGCCAGUGCGUUUGUGGCGUUGCCUGGCGGCUACGGCACGUUGGAGGAGUUGAUGGAGGUGGUCACCUGGCACCAGUUGAACAUCCACUGCAAGCCUAUCAUCGUGUACAACUUGAACGGGUUCUACGACAGCUUCUUGAAGUUUGUGGAGGAUGCCAUUGACUCGGAGUUUGUGUCGAAGAAGAACGGCGAGAUCAUCAAGGUGGCCCUGACAGCUGAAGAAGUGUUGGACGCCAUCGAGCACUAUCAGGUGCCCGACGGCAGGUUCAACUUGAAGUGGGACACAACGUGA